Molecule: messenger RNA, 2483 nt
Organism: Alligator mississippiensis (American alligator)
Lineage: Eukaryota; Metazoa; Chordata; Crocodylia; Alligatoridae
Gene: NUDC
Product: nuclear distribution C, dynein complex regulator
Exons: 9
Coding region: 45-1073 (342 amino acids)
Biological process (GO): protein folding
Cellular component (GO): cytoplasm
Source: RefSeq, a predicted model, not a curated record
UCCGCUUCCGGGCGAGGGGUCGCGGGCAGCGGUUGCGGGUCGCCAUGGGGCUGAGCGCGGAGGAGGUAGCGGAGCAGGAGGACCGCUUCGAUGGCAUGCUCCUGGCCAUGGCGCAGCAGCACCCGGGCGGCGUGCGGGAGCUUGUGAACACGUUCUUCAGUUUCCUGAGACGGAAAACGGAUUUCUUCACAGGUGGAGAAGACGGAGUGGCAGAGAAGCUUAUCACAGAUACUUUCAACCACCACAACAAGCUGGCACAGAAGGAGCGGAAGGAGAAAAAAGCCCGGCAGGAAGUUGAACGUCGUGAGAAGGCAGAACGGGCUGCAAAACUUGCCAAGGAAGCAAAGCAGGAAGCCAACGAGCCAAAGAUCAAAGAGCUUACAGAGGAGGAGGCGGAAAGGUUGCAACUGGAACUUGACCAGAAAAAAGAGAGAAAAGAAGAAGAGAAUAACAAUGUCUCUACAAAGCCCUCUGAGCAUGAAACAGACUCUCCAGAUUCUAGCAAGCAGGAGUCAGAGGAGGAGGAAGAAGACGAGAAGGAUAAAGGGAAAAUGAAACCGAACUCCGGGAAUGGGGCUGACCUUCCAAACUACAGAUGGACACAGACCCUUUCGGAGCUGGAUCUGGCAGUCCCAUUCAAGGUGAACUUCCGGCUGAAGGGGAAAGAUGUGAUUGUGGACAUCCAAAGACGGCAUCUGAAACUGGGCUUGAAAGGUCACCCCCCUGUGAUUGAUGGAGACUUCUACAAUGAAGUGAAGGUGGAGGAGAGCUCUUGGCUGAUUGAAGAUGGGAAAACAGUCACUGUGCACCUGGAGAAGAUCAAUAAGAUGGAAUGGUGGAACAAGCUUGUCUCCACGGAUCCAGAGAUUAACACCAAGAAAAUCAACCCAGAGAACUCGAAGUUAUCAGACCUGGACAGUGAAACUCGCAGCAUGGUAGAGAAGAUGAUGUAUGACCAACGACAGAAGUCCAUGGGGCUCCCAACAUCGGAUGAACAGAAGAAGCAGGACAUACUGAAAAAGUUCAUGGAACAACACCCAGAAAUGGACUUCUCAAAAGCUAAAUUCAACUGAGCUCCUCUUCUUUCCCCUUUUUCUUCAGCCAAUCCACUGAGUACAGGCAGGAUGUGUAUCGGCAGAUGAGGCACCUGCCUUGGGUGAAUAAACACUCCCCACCCCUUCUCUCCCCCACCCUCUCCCCAACCCAGCUUGCUGUGGAAACAGCUUCAUGAGUGUCAUCUCCUCACUUGUCAUCUUGGCAAAACACAAGGCUCAGUUUGAAGUACCAGUGUAUAGCGGUUACAUAGUCUAUGGGAGCAUGUUACCCAGUUAGGGAGGACCUUGCUGUGCUGUGGGCAGGGGGAGGGAAGUACAGCAGAGUCAGAGUAAGAUGUGCUUGAACAUCUUCCUGGGGGAGGGAGAGGCUGCUCAGCUCUCAUCUGGCUCUUUGGGCUACCAUUCCAAUCUCCUGACUAACACCAUUUGAGUCAUGGCUGGAGCAUAGUCUCACAGCUCCUGCUUUGAAAAUGGGGAGUCACGGCACGUCCGAACAAACUCCCCCUUCCACUUCUUCCCCUCCCUCAGUGUGCCUAUUGCUGUAUAUUAUUCAAAGCAGUCAGGUACAUAUGCCUUUAAAGCACCUCUGGAAUUCUUACCUGACAGGGUAGCACUCCCCCAGCUGUAUUGAGAGGUUUGCUGAGCCAGGUUAUGUCAGUUCUUGAGUCACCUGUUGGUCUGGUCUCUAGUGAUAUACCCCUGUUCCUACUAGCUAAGUCCCUUAACUGUUCCUGCUGGGCUGGCCUGUUUCCUCCUGGAAAGGCUUGCUAGCUUAUAGUUGGCCAUUGCUCUCAUUUUUCAUGUCCUUGCCAUGAGGGGAGCCAGCCACCUCACAGACUGCUGUCACCCUUGGUCCUUAGUGGAGGCAAACAUUACUGACUUAAAAACUGGUUCCCCCAGUAUAGAAGUUUUCUCUUUCCCAGCCCCCUGGAUCCAGACCAGUACAGCUCUAUGUCACUGUCCCAUCCUAACCAUUGCAUCAGUGCUCACACUUGUGUGGGGAGACGGUUAGCCCUGGCUCCAUAACCUCUUACCUGUGACAGACGCUGGUGCAGUCAUGUAUGAGAUGGGUUGGUUUGCUGGCUGCUGUUGGUGAAAGUGAGACAAGCUGACCCUCACUGAGUUGUAGGGCUGGGACCCUGAUGAGACUGAAGAGUGUGCUGGGAUCCCCGUGUUGUGGAAGGGGAACACCGAGGGUCUCCAGUUAGGGAGGCAGGAUGGAGCCCCGUGCAGCUGGCAUUCUUCAGGGAAGCUGUUCUGCCACCCACCUGCAGUCAGCAUUUUCCAAGAGUCUUUCUCUGAGUGGUGACUGACCAGUGAGUGCCCCUGCAAUGUCUCCCUGCUGAGCUGCUGACUAGAGUGAGGUGUAUUCUGCAUGUUCAAACCUGUUAAAACUGCAGCUGUAACAUAAAGGAAAAAGGUGACAGA